ACCUUUUGACAAUUUGCAAACUCAAAAAUUGUGGAACUUUUUUCUGUUUUUCCAUGUUUAUUUCGUGUCAAAAACGUUAUUUUUACGAAAAAAUAUAAUUUGUUCAAGUUUACAGUUUCCUCAUUAAGUUAUAUAAAAUUAUCGCAUUUUCAAACGAGGUUAGUGUCCACCACACCAGCCAUGUCCAAGUCAGCACUGGUAAUCCUGGCUCAAGGUGCUGAGGAGAUGGAAACUGUCAUCACAGUUGACAUGCUCAGGAGGGGUGGAGUGACAGUGACAGUGGCAGGCCUAGACGGCAGUGACCCGGUGCUGUGCUCCCGACAGAUCACCCUGGUGCCAGACAAGUCCCUGGCUGAUGCUCUCACUGAGAAGCAACAGUAUGAUGCUGUAAUACUGCCCGGUGGUCUGGAAGGUUCCGACAGACUCUCCAAAUCCAGCGUAGUGGGCACUCUGCUGAAAGAGCAUGAGAACACUGGCAAGAUAGUUGCUGCAAUUUGUGCUGCUCCCACGGCGUUUGUGGCGCACGGCGUUGCUAAGGGCAAGCGCGUGACGUCAUACCCCACCACCAAGGACAAGAUCACCUCAGACUACAGCUAUGUGGAGGGGGAGAGAGUUGUUGUGGAUGACAACAUUGUUACAAGCAGAGGUCCUGGAACAGCCUAUUGGUUUGGUCUGAAACUCAUUGAGAUGUUAACCGGCAAGGAGAAGGCCGACCAAGUAGAGAAGGGGAUGAUUAUAACUGGCUACUAACCAUGUAUAACAUGAUCUGAAAUUUACUCAAAGUAUAUUGUAUAGUUGAAAAGUGAUAAUUGGCUUGUAAUUUAAGAUUAAUAUGUGAAAUUUGAUUUCAUCACAAUAAAAUGUUUAAGUUUA
Messenger RNA from Bicyclus anynana (squinting bush brown), 873 nucleotides. RefSeq names its product protein dj-1beta (gene BmDJ-1beta). The record is from RefSeq and is a predicted model, not a curated record. The transcript is spliced from 6 exons. Gene Ontology annotation, cellular component: nucleus; cytosol. Gene Ontology annotation, biological process: guanine deglycation, glyoxal removal; protein deglycation, glyoxal removal. The coding region runs from base 181 to 750 and encodes 189 amino acids. NCBI's taxonomy places the organism in Eukaryota, Metazoa, Arthropoda, Insecta, Lepidoptera, Nymphalidae. Gene Ontology annotation, molecular function: protein deglycase activity.